Rotaria sp. Silwood2 is the source of this 3684-nucleotide messenger RNA. NCBI's taxonomy places the organism in Eukaryota, Metazoa, Rotifera, Eurotatoria, Philodinida, Philodinidae. The record is from the annotation of a GenBank genome assembly.
AUGGAAGAUUUACAAAAUCUAGAAUAUCUCUCGCUUGUAUCAAAAAUUUGUACGGAACUGGACAAUCAUUUGGGUAUUAAUGAUAAAGACUUGGCUGAAUUUAUAAUACAUAUGGCUCAAGCAAGUGAUUCAUAUGACGUAUUUCAAAAGAAAUUAGCAGAAAAUGAUGCUGAUUUUCCUGAUUCAUUUAGUAGUAAUCUUUAUCGAAUAGUUCAAAAAAUGUUACCAACACCAUUGAAAAAAACAACUUCUGAAAAUCAUAAUGAAACAAAAAGUGAUCAAUCUCGACAAUUAACUGAUCUUUCAUUACGUAGAGUAAUGUGUCCAUUCUUAAGUAAACCCAAUGAUCCAUCAGUAAGAACAAUGCUUAAUGAAGAAAUGAAAGAAAAUUCUACAAAUGAAAAAGAUAAACAAGUUGUUGAUGAUCUUAUGGAUGAAUUAGCAAAUCUUGGAGCUAAAGCUAAAGGUGAUCAACCAAUAAAACAUGAUGAAGAUGAACAUAAGAAAAAGAAAAAACAACAUCGUCAUCAUUCACCUGAUUCAAAAAAUGACCGAAAAAAAUCUAGUCACAGAGAUCGUAAACGUCAUCGUCAUUCUUCAACUGGCUCUCGUAGUAGUAGUCGAAGUAGUAGUGUUAGUGAUCCUUCACCUUCACCAAAACAUCAUCGUUCAUCAAAAAAAUCUCGACAUCAUGAUCGUAAUGAAUCUCCACCGCAACAAAAACGAUCAUUAUCUAUUCCAGAUAAACCAAUGCCUGGUUCAAUUUAUGAUGGUACAGUUAUUUCAAUAAUGCAAUGGGGAUGUUUUGUACGACUUGAUCAAUUUCGUAAUCGAACAGAAGGACUUGUACAUAUAUCAAGUAUUCAUAAAGAUCGAAUAAAUCAUGUUUCUGAUAUUGUAAAACGUCAUCAAAAAGUUAAAGUUAAAGUUCUUUCAUGUACAGAUGCUAAAAUGAGUUUAUCAAUGAAAGAUGUUGAUCAAAAAACAGGUGAAGAUUUAAAUGAAGAUUUAACAAGAAAAUUACGUGGUGAAAUAAAUAAUGAAAUUGGUCGUAAUCCAGAUGGUCCUAUUGAUUAUUUAUCAUCAAAUCGUUUAAAUUCACGUGAUUCAACAAUGAUUCCAUCUAUAGAAAUAAAUUCAAAAGAUAAUAAAGGUAAAAGUUCCCGACAAAUAUCUGAUUAUGAUCAAUGGGAACUUAAUCAAAUGAGAAAUGCUAAAUGCAUAGGUGUAACACAAUUACCAAAUUAUGAUGAAGAAACAGGUGUAUUACCAAAAGAAGAUGAUUCUGAUGGUGAAGAUUUAGAAGUUGAAUUAGUUGAUGAAGAAGCACCAUUUCUUAAAGGUUAUGGUAAACAAAGUAUACAAGAUUUAAGUCCAGUUAAAAUUGUUAAAAAUCCGGAUGGUUCAUUACAACAAGCAGCUAUGAUGCAAAAUGCUUUAUCAAAAGAACGUCGUGAAAUAAAACAACAACAACGUGAACAACAACAACGUAGUGAAACAUUUCGUCCUAAUGGAACAAAUUAUGAUGAUCCAAUAACAUCGGAUACUACAACAUCACCUGCAUUAACACCAGCAGAAAUCAAUGCUAAAGCAUCAGCUAAUAUGUCAGAAUGGAAAAAAUCUUUAAUGAAUAAUAAAACAACAUUUGGUAAACGAACAACAAUGAGUAUAAUUGAACAACGACAAAGUUUACCAAUAUAUAAAUUAAAAGAACAAUUACUUAAAGCUGUUAAUGAUAAUCAAAUACUUGUUGUUAUUGGCGAAACAGGUUCAGGUAAAACAACACAAAUAACACAAUAUUUAGCUGAAGCUGGUUAUACAUCACGUGGUCGUAUAGCAUGUACACAACCACGUCGUGUUGCUGCUAUGUCUGUUGCAAAACGUGUUGCUGAAGAAUUUGGUUGUCGUCUUGGACAAGAAGUUGGUUAUACAAUUCGAUUUGAAGAUUGUACAUCACCUGAAACGAAAAUUAAAUAUAUGACUGAUGGCAUGUUAUUACGUGAAUGUUUAAUUGAUCCAGAUAUGAAUCAAUAUUCUGUAGUUAUGUUAGAUGAAGCGCAUGAACGUACUAUUCAUACUGAUGUACUUUUUGGUUUAAUGAAACAAGCUGUUAAAAAACGUUCUGAACUAAAACUAAUUGUUACAUCAGCUACACUUGAUUCGGUCAAAUUUUCUGAAUAUUUCUUCAAAGCACCAAUUUUUACUAUUCCCGGUCGAACAUUUCCUGUUGAAGUACUUUAUACAAAAGAACCUGAAACUGAUUAUCUUGAUGCAUCACUUAUUACUGUUAUGCAAAUUCAUUUAACUGAACCACCUGGCGAUAUUUUGGUAUUUUUAACGGGUCAAGAAGAAAUUGAUACCGCAUGUGAAAUUUUAUUUGAACGAAUGAAAACAUUAGGUCCGGAAGUUCCAGAAUUAAUUAUUUUACCAGUCUAUUCAGCAUUACCUAGUGAAAUGCAAACAAAAAUUUUUGAUCCAGCACCACCUGGUUCACGAAAAGUUGUUAUUGCAACAAAUAUUGCUGAAACAUCAUUAACAAUUGAUGGCAUUUAUUAUGUUGUUGAUCCAGGAUUUGUUAAACAAAAAGUAUUCAAUCCAAAAUCAGGCAUGGACAGUCUUGUUGUAACACCAAUUAGCCAAGCUCAAGGAAAACAACGUAUGGGUCGUGCAGGUCGAACAGGUCCAGGAAAAGCUUAUCGUUUAUAUACGGAACGAGCAUAUCGUGAUGAAAUGCUUUCAACUAAUGUACCUGAAAUUCAACGAACAAAUUUAGCUAGUACAGUUUUAAGUUUAAAAGCUAUGGGUAUCAAUGAUUUAUUAUCAUUUGAUUUUAUGGAUCCACCACCAUUAGAAACAAUGAUUAUGGCUAUGGAACAAUUACAUGCAUUAAGUGCAUUAGAUGAUGAAGGUCUUUUAACUAAACUAGGUCGUCGUAUGGCAGAAUUUCCAUUGGAACCUCAAUUAUCAAAAAUGUUAAUUAUGUCUGUUGAAUUACGUUGUGCUGAAGAAGCAUUAACUAUUGUUUCAAUGCUUUCUGUUCAAAAUGUUUUCUAUCGUCCUAAAGAAAAAGCAGAACAAGCUGAUCAACGUAAAGCUCGUUUUCAUCAAGCUGAAGGUGAUCAUUUAACAUUACUUGCUGUUUAUAAUGCUUGGAAACAAAAUAAAUUUUCAAAUUUAUGGUGUUAUGAAAAUUUUGUACAACAACGUUCACUUAAACGUUCACAAGAUAUUCGAAAACAAAUGUUAGGAAUUAUGGAUCGACAUAAACUUGAUGUUCUAACAUGUGGAAGACAAACUGGACUUGUUCAAAAAGCUAUAUGUUCUGGUUUCUUUCGUAAUGCAGCUAAACGUGAUCCACAAGAAGGUUAUCGAACAUUAGUCGAUAGUCAAGUUGUUUAUAUUCAUCCAUCAAGUUCAAUUUAUCAUCGACAACCAGAAUGGCUUUGUUAUCAUGAACUUGUAUUUACAACAAAAGAAUAUAUGCGUGAAGUUUGUGUUAUUGAUCCAAAAUGGCUUGUUGAAUAUGCACCGAAAUUUUUUAAAUUUGGAGAUUCAACAAGAUUAUCAAAGAUGAAAAAAGAACAACGUGUCGAACCAUUAUUCAACAAAUACGAAGAACCAAAUUCAUGGCGUAUAUCACGUCUUCGUCGACCUUAUUACAAUCCGGCUGGAAAAUUCGGUUAA